CCCCGGCCGCAGAGGCCGCAGAGCGGGCUGCCCAGCCCGCCCCUCCGCGCCAUGGCCUUGCGCGCCUGGCGGCGCCGCCAGCUGCCCGCGCUGCUUGCGCUCUGCGCGCUGCUCUGCCGGCUGCAGGACACUCUUCAGAUCACCCCUCUGUGUGCCAGUGAGAGGCAUUACAAGCAUCUUGGACGGUGCUGUAACAAAUGUGAACCGGGAAAAUACAUGUUUUCUAAAUGCACCGCUACCUCGGAAAGCAUCUGUCUGCCCUGCGGCCCAGACGAAUACCUGGACACCUGGAAUGAAGAAGAGAAAUGUUUGCUACAUAAAGUUUGCGAUACAGGCAAGGCCCUGGUAGCCGUGGAGCCGGGCAACCGGACGGCCCCGCGGCGCUGCGCCUGCACAGCCGGGUACCACUGGAGCGAGGACUGUCACUGCUGCCGCCGCAAUGCCGAGUGCGCGCCGGGCUUUGGCGCCCAGCACCCGGUGCAGCUCAAUAAGGACACGGUGUGCAAGCCCUGUCUGGCAGGCUACUUCUCCAAUACCUCUUCCUCCACAGAAAAAUGCAAACCCUGGACCAACUGUACCAUUCUUGGAGAGACGGAAGCACGUCAUGGGACUGAUAAAUCAGAUGUGGUUUGUAGCUCUUCUCUGCCAUCUACAAAACCACCAAAUGAACCCCAGACUUACUUGCCCAGUUUAAUUAUUCUGUUUCUCUUCAUAUCUGUGGCAUUGGUUGCUGCCGUCAUCUUUGGUGUUUACUAUAGGAAAAAAGGGAAAGCACUAACAGCUAACUUGUGGCACUGGGUCAAUGAAGCUUGCGGCCGCCUAAGUGGAAAUAAGCAGGAGUCCUCAGGCAAUAAUUUUAGCUGCACUCGGAUGGAAGCGUCUAGUCAGCGUGAAGUUGGUGAGGGUGUCUUACUGCUGACUCUGGAAGAGAAGGUGUUUUCUGAAGAUAUGUGCUGUCCAGACGGUGGUGGUGCCUGUGGGGGUGCAUGUGCUGGUGGUGGUCUCAGCGCCCAGGGACAAGACGCCAGGGUGCUCACCUUGGUCAGCGAGAUCACGGGGGAUCCCUUCAGGCAGAUCCCCACAGAAGACGAAUAUGUGGACAGGGCCCCCCAGACCCCAGACUCUAUACUAUUCCUCACUCAGCCUGGCAGCACAUCUACACCCCCUUUCCCUGAACCCCUGGAGGUGGGGGAGAAUGACAGUUUAAGCCAGUGCUUCACUGGGACAGAGAGCUUGGUGGACUCCGAAAGCUGCCACUUCGCGGAGCCCGCGUUCAGGACUGAUUGGGUUCCCACGUCCUCUGAAAAGUACUUGCUAGAAGAAGUGGAGGGUGGCAACGGCCCCCACUUGGCAGCCAGCCCUAGCUCCACAGAUGGCUGUGCAGGCUGCAGAAGCCCUGCUGGGGAGGACUGGGAACCCCCAGUGGGUUCCCCUCAAAGCGGACCCUUGCCCCAGUGCGCCUAUGGCAUGGGCCUUCCACCUGAAGCAGCUGACAGGGCCGAGGCAGGAGGCCAGCCUUUGGAUGGGGCUGAGGUAAAGCUGCCCAGCUCCAUGAGGGGAGGCCCUGGGUCCGGAGGCCCCUCCAAUGACCAGCCACCUGCAUCAGGAAAUGUGACUGGAAACAGUAACUCCACGUUUAUUUCCAGCGGGCAGGUGAUGAAUUUCAAGGGUGACAUCAUCGUGGUCUACGUCAGUCAGAACUCGCAGGAGGGCCCGGCGGGGACAGGCGGUGGCGCCGGGGAGCCAGUGGGCCGCCCGGUACAGGAAGAGAGCCCGCCGUGCUGCGACUCGUUCGCCGGCCUCGGGCCGCGCUUCCCGGACACGUGCGCCGGCCUCGAAGUGGGGCCGGCGCUGCAGAAGCGCGGCACCCCGGGACACGACAAGGCCUCGCGGCCGGUGCAGGAGCAGGGGGAGGCCAAGGCCCGCGCUUCCGAGACGCGGCGCUGAGCGGCCAGGGACCCGCUGCGAUUCACUGCGCCCUUCGCAACGGCGAUGCUGCGGGGCGGGCGCCGACCUGGGGGCCUUCUGCGCCGCACACGUUGGAAGCCGCAUCCCUACCUGGCUGCACUGUCCGCGCACCUGCUCCUGGGUGUGGCUGAGGGCGGAGCCUGGCUGGGGGCGGGGCGGCGGUCAAUCUGCGCCUUUAGGCCCCUCCAUUCGGUACACCUGAGUCAAAUGACCUGCAGUCUCAAUCCACUUUGCUCUAAAUAGAAUCGAGGACUUUUAAAAAGCGUACAUGUGUUACUACUACUUACAUCCACAGUCACGUAUCAACUAAUUGCACAGGUACACGUUUCUCUGGUUGCUCCACUUUCUAACCUCUUUUAAUAGUUUUUCUCCUUCGCCUUUCACCUAUUACUGUUUCAUCAGCAGUGUGUUUCUAUGACAUCUGUUUUAUGCCUGUCGGUUCUGUUAGUCUGUAUUUCCAGCCCCCAUAUUUGAUAUUUGUUUUUCACUGUCUCUCAUAAUGUUUUAUUGAUACUGCCCCCCUUUUCUUUUUACCAUUUAAUGCCUUUCUUGAAAAUUCUUUUAAGGGUGACGGUCUUCUCAUAUUUUCUUUUGCACCCCUUCUCACAAGUAGUGAGAAGCCUAUGUUUUGGUGAUGGCUUGGAGUGGGGGAAGCAAGGAGUCUUACUAAGCACUUUUGGAAAAAGGCUAGAAAUGCACGUCUGGAGGGAGGCUCUGGGAACAAGAGGAGGGACUUUUAGCUUUCAAACAUUUUCUGAGUUCUCAUUUUUCUAAAGGGAGAAAAAGGGAAAACCCCUUCCCCCUCCCCCCCAAAUGUUUUUAAGUUUGUGUCAAUCUCUAGGCAGCACUAAGUGGAGAUUUAUGUCGUCCUCCUUAAUGCCUCUCAGAAUAGCUCACCCCCCGCCCAGGUGAAUGUAUGUAGUACCCAUUCCAGCAGAGGCAGUCAGGUACCUGAGUCACUAAAUCUCUAAAAAUCCACGUUGCUGCACCCGACAUUCUUUAUUCUUGAUGUCUUCCUGGAAAAGAUGUGGAAAAUGAAUAGGACAUGGGGAUAGCCUGCACAUGCAGUGAAAAGAAGAUGCCAGGGAAGUUCAAAAAAGAAAGAACAAAGCUGAAAUGUUAAGAUACAUGUGUAUCUUUCUGGGUAGGAAUAGCAUUAAUGUGUUUAAGCAGUAGGCCCCAUUUUCCUUCUAAAUAAUUGUGCAUCUGUAAUUUAACCUUGCAGAAGUGGAACGCAUUCCUGUUUUCCAUGUAUUUAAAUUAAAAACCAAAUCCUUAUAUUGUGAACUUAGCAUUUGUCCUAGAGGUGCUUUUCUCUUAGCAUCAGUGUUCUUAUGAGGAAACAUACAAUGUGAGUCAGGUUGAAAGGAAUUACCUGGGAUGUUCUAUCUAUUGUGGUCAGUGAGCACUUGUUCUCAAAUACUAGAGAAAAGUUACCAUGCCUAAGCAUAUUGAAAUUAAUGUUGCCGACCCGGUAGGUUUUUAGAGUGCUGAAAGUGGUCACUCUCCAGACUUUAAUGGCCACAAAUCAGCUGAAGGGAAUGAUUGUUGAUCACUGGUUUCUCUCUUUUGGUUGCCGGUCUCUUAGAAAUGCUAAAAUAGUAGCAGUCAAUUAUGAGUUUUAAUGGAGAAGCAGAAGUGCCUGUAUAAUUUAUAGAGCCUUGGUUGACAUGAAAAACUGCAGGAAAUAACCGCAUUGUGAGGACUAUUCGUUGGUAGGAAUUUACUGUCUGUGCUGCCCUUUUAGUUCACAUCCAUCCAAAGAGAGAUGUUAUAAAAAUGGAAGAAACCAUUAUACCUUUUAAUAUGGAAUAUAUUAAAGUAUAGUUCCUAAAGGGGAAGGCUGAGCUAAAGACCCACAUUUCUACUGUGACUGUCAUCAUCUCACUGAUAUUACUGUACCUUUCUAUGCUUUCUUUUUUCUAUAAAAAAGCACUAAUGACCAUUUUUGACACUUUCCCUACCUAGAGAUAAAAAAGAUACUACAGUGAUUGUUAAAAUACCUUCAGCUCCUUAAAUAAAAGGUGCUAAAUUGAAUACAUAAGAAUCUCCUUUUUGAAAAAGGUAGUGUUUCUUUCCCACACUGAUCCCUACUAAUUCCAUAUUGAUCCACAGACAAUCAAAUGAUAGGAAAUAUAUAGCAAAUACAGGUCCGUGUGUGUAUUAUUAAGAUGUAUAUGACAAAUGUAAACAGAAUGAAAUGAAGACAAUAGUGGAAAACUGGGGUAUGUGAUGAAGAGAUUAUUAAACAUAUUUGAUGGUAAAAAA
Molecule: messenger RNA, 4236 nt
Organism: Phacochoerus africanus (Common warthog)
Lineage: Eukaryota; Metazoa; Chordata; Mammalia; Artiodactyla; Suidae
Gene: TNFRSF11A
Product: TNF receptor superfamily member 11a
Exons: 10
Coding region: 52-1947 (631 amino acids)
Biological process (GO): positive regulation of bone resorption; lymph node development; ossification
Cellular component (GO): external side of plasma membrane
Molecular function (GO): cytokine binding; tumor necrosis factor receptor activity
Source: RefSeq, a predicted model, not a curated record